Cavenderia fasciculata is the source of this 318-nucleotide messenger RNA. RefSeq lists its product as uncharacterized. Bases 1 to 318 code for a protein of 105 amino acids. The record is from RefSeq and is a predicted model, not a curated record. The transcript has 2 exons. NCBI's taxonomy places the organism in Eukaryota, Evosea, Eumycetozoa, Acytosteliales, Cavenderiaceae.
AUGACAUUCAUUAAAGGAGCAGUUUACGACCCAGAAAGAGCAAGAGACAGUGUUCUUCAAACCAAAGAGCACUUGGAAAACAUUGAGGGUGCUCUCAAGGAAUCGGAUGCACUCAACAAGGAAAAGGCCAAGGAUCUCUUUGAACAAUAUCAAAAGUUACCAAUUACCUUUCAAAUUAAUUGGUCUUUAGCAAAUGAAGACCCCUCUGAAAAUCAAAAAAAGGCUGAUUUUUGUAGAGACAAGUUAAAUGAAUUAAACCAUGAGUUUAGAUUCACUCAAUCAAAAAUUCCACGUGCUUUUAAUGCUGAUAAUUAUUAA